Messenger RNA from Nothobranchius furzeri (turquoise killifish), 9363 nucleotides. RefSeq names its product EH domain binding protein 1-like 1b (gene ehbp1l1b). Gene Ontology annotation, molecular function: protein binding. Gene Ontology annotation, biological process: actin cytoskeleton organization. Gene Ontology annotation, cellular component: microtubule organizing center; filamentous actin. NCBI's taxonomy places the organism in Eukaryota, Metazoa, Chordata, Actinopteri, Cyprinodontiformes, Nothobranchiidae. The record is from RefSeq and is a predicted model, not a curated record.
UGGCCCUCUGCUGCAUCAUACCAACCACUCUGUGCAUAUCCUGCCUCUCUGUGACUGGCUGCUGUCACUGGAGGAAAGAAGGAAGGAGGGGGUCUGACUAUCACAAGAGGAAGCAGAUCUGCGUUACAACAGCUGAGUUGAGAAAGCCUCCCAUGCGGAUUCCUGCCAGUAACAGGGAGAGCUCCUGAAGCCGUCCAGCUGAAACUGCAGCUCCAGUUUGGGUAAAUGACAGCGAGCCGGAGGGAGUCGGGCCGUUCUCCUUACACCCCCCUUCUAUUACAUACCCAGUUCGUUAUUUAUUUUCUUCUAGAAACAAAACAAUAUGUGACGCAUUUUCUGUUUAUUAUACGUGCGCGAGUCCUCAGUAAUUGCAAAUGAGCGCAAGUCGCAACUUGCGCGAGUUUCAACAGCAGCAACUGCGGAUGAAGAAUAAAACCUUAUAAGGAGCAGAACCGGCGGACACUAGCGUUGGAUUAUCCUCUGUUGCUAUUUUUCAGAGUGUGAAGUUAAGUUUUACCACCAGAAGUGAUGACUUCGGUGUGGAGGAGACUGCAGCGGGUCGGUAAAAAGGCUUCCAAGUUCCAGUUUGUGGCUUCUUAUCAGGAACUUACUUUGGAGUGCACCAAGAAAUGGCAACCGGACAAGCUGAGGGUAGUGUGGACGAGGAGGAACAGACGCAUGUGCUCCAAGCUCCACAGUUGGCAGCCUGGGAUUAAGAACCCUUACAGAGGCAUGGUUGUGUGGCCCGUCCCAGAAAACAUUGACAUCUCCGUUACUUUAUUCAAGGAACCCAACGCUGAUGAGUUUGAAGACAAAGAAUGGACCUUUGUCAUCGAGGGAGAGAACAAGGGUCACCAUAAGGUGUUAGCGUCUGCUGACAUCAACAUGAAGCGCUUCGCCAGUCUGACCCCGACCCAGACUGACCUCACCCUGCAUCUGAAGCCGCUGUCGGUCAAAGUGGUGGAGGCCACACUGAAGCUGUCGCUGUCAUGUGUCUUUGUUCGCGAAGGAAAAGCCACUGAUGAAGACAUGCAGAGUCUCGCCAGCUUGAUGAGUGUCAAACCCACUGACAUUGGCAACCUAGACGACUUCAAUGAAAGCGAUGAAGAUGAGGACAAGAGGCCUUUUACUGCCACAGCCCUGCAACCUCUUACUCGUCCAAACCGCCUCGCCCCUCCUCCACCUGAUAAGCAAACCUCCACAGGAGCCACUUUCCCAGCUCCAGCCUCUGGGCAGGACACCGUCCACUCCCGUCCUCCUCUACCCAUCGCUCCUCGCCCCUCACCUCGCCGGUCUCGACAUCCUUUCUCAGCUGGUUCCAUCAAAUCAGAGAUCCAGCCGGUCCCUAGCCCCUCCCCUCAGCCAUCACCCAGAGCCAAGCAUCAGAAAUUAGCCACCUCCGUUCAUCCCAACUCCUCCAUGUGCAACUCUAAUCCUUCACAAUCCCAGGUCACGGCUGAUGAGCUGUCAAUCCAAGGUCCUCUUCAUCCACCAUCUCCAAAAUCUUCCAAAGUUGCUCCUAAUUUACCAUCAGAGUCAUCUUCAUCGCUGACCUCUGCCCCCUCUAAACCCCCAUCAUCCAGUAAAGGUCUUGAAAAGCCAGAGCAACUCGAACAUCCAUCCCCUUCAUCAUCAUCACCUGAAACUACAACGUCUUCCUCCAUGGGUCCCCAAAAACCAUCUCUUGUGGCGCCCACUUCUCUGACCCACAAACCCAUCUUCACUGCCUCACUUUCCAAAUCUUCCUCUCUCCACAAAACCUCUCCAUCCUCUGACCCUGCAUCUAUUCAGCCUCUCACAUGGAGCACCUCUCAGCCCCCUUCUCUGCCCAGAAUCUUCCAGUCUGGUUCAGCUAAAGCUGCUGUAGAGUACCAGCGGCGCCCCCUGGAGGUUCAAGCUGGUGAUGAUUCUGCUUCCAUUUCUGGACAUUCUCACAUCUUCAGACCUCAGGUUGUAAAACCAGUCGCCCGUCCCACCUCUCCUUCUCCUUUCGCCACUGAUGCUUCUCCUUUCACCUCAACUGUGUCUCUCCCUAAAACUCCCUCCUCCACCUCAGAGUCAGGUGGUCAGGGGGCGUGGCCUAAGUCUGAUCCCUCUCCCAAAGGUGACAACGUCACCCCGGUCCCUUUGCUGUCCAGUCCAGAUCUUGAUGCUCUCUGCGACCCAGAGACUCCAUCUCGUCCUGCUGCCCUCCUGCUCCCUGCUCCUCCUCUCCCUUCCUCCCUUUCCUCCCCUCUCACUUUCUAUCAGUCUUCUGCUCCUUCUCUUCCUCACACCAGCUCCUGUCUGCUAGGCUCAGCGUUUCCUUUCGCUCAGGUAGAGGAAGAAACAUCUGUGAGUCCAUUGAGUCAAGGCAAAGGUUCUCCUCAGAACCACCAGGCAGAAGCAAACAGGAGAACAUCUGAACAGCAAGUCAGACCAGGUCUGGAUUCAAUCACGGAAAAGAAAUCAGAGAAGAUCAGUUCUGUUCAGUCCAGCUCUGAGUUGAUCAUAGCCCCGCCCCCUCCAUGGCCUUUCUCCUGCUGUGAGCAGUCCACCCCAGAUCAGUCCUCCAGCAGCGUUGUUGCUGCAUUUAUCACACCUAAGCAGCCAAAUGCUGAAGAGGUUGUGAAAAAGCCAGUGAAUGAGAGCAUUACGAGUCUUUUUAGGAGUGAAAUUCAGCCCCAAACAUCCAAUAGUGAAUCCCUUAAUAACAGGAAAGAAUCAGCGAGCUUGUUUCUGGAUGAGGAUGACUCAAAGUGUGAUACGAUCAAAAGGUGUCCUGCAAGUCUUGAACUUAAAACCAAGGAAAAGACAGAUGGAGGAAAGGUGCCACAGACAGAGCAGAUAGAGGGCGCAGCAGAGGUGAAGGAGCAGAAAAAACAGAGGGAGUCAGAUGUUCAAAAGAAAGAAGAGGAGAGGAGGAGAAGAGAAGAACAGAAACAAGAGGAGGCAAGAAAACAUGAGGAAGAGAGGAAGAGACUGCUUGAAGAGGAGAAGAGGAAGCUCUUACAGGAGGAAGAGGAUGUCAGAAGAGAGAAAGAAAAGAGGAAGAAUGAAGAAGUGAGACUCCUGAAGGAGAAGAAAGAUAAACAGGAGAAACUGAAGGAGGUAGAGCAACAGAAAAAACGAGAAGAAGAGAAGAGACUUGUAGAGUUAAAGGAGAAAAGUGAAAAGGCCAAACAGGAUGAGGAGAAAAGACAAGAGAGAGAAAGAUUCAUGAAAAUGAUGAAAGACGAGGAGUUGAAAAGGACGGAGGAAAAGAGAGUGGUUGAGGAGCAAAGAAAGAGGAAGGAGGAGGAGACAAAGAGGUUUCUGGAAGAGGAGAAAAGAAACAUGGAGGAAAGCCGUAUAAAAAACGAGCAACAGAAAAAUAAAGAAGAGCAAGAGAAAAGAAAGUGGGAAGCAGAAGAAAGAAGAAAACAGUUAGCAGAAAAGGAAAGAAAGAGACGCGAGGAGGAAAUGAGGGAGGAAGAGAGGAAGAGGAAAGCUGAUGAGGAGAGGGAAAUGAAAGAAGAGCAGGAGAGGCGGAAUGUUAAAGAAGCAGAAGAGAGAAGAAAGAGGGAGGAGGAGGAGAAAAGGGAGGAGGAGAUUAAAAUGUUUAAAGCUGUAGAGGAGAGAAGAAAGAAGGAUGAGGAGAGGAUGAAGAGGAUGGCAGAAGAUGAAAAGAGGCGAGAAGAGGAGGUAAGGAAACAGAAAGAGGAAGAAAAGCACAAAAGGAGAAAAGAGGCAGAAGUGAGAAAAAAGAAGGAAGAGGAGGAGAAGAAGAGGGAAGAGGAAAUUAAAAUACUUAAAGAAGUAGGUGAGAAGAAAAAGAAGGAGGAGGAGGAGAGGAGGAGGAUAGCAGAAGAGGAAAAGAGGCUAGAAGAGGAGGUAACGAAACAAAAAGAGGAAGAGCAUAAAAGAAGGAAAGAAGCAGAAGAGAGAAGAAAUAAUGAAGAGGAGAAAAGGAGACUAGAAGAAGAAGGACGGAAAAAGAAAGAGGUAGAAGACAGAAGAAAGAGGGAAAUGGAAGAAAGAGAAAGAUCACUAAAGGAGCAGAAAGAGAAAGCCUUAAAAGAAGAGAGAGAAAUGAUGGAGAAGAAGAAGAGAGAAGAAAAUAAAAAACUGCUACAAGAGAAACAAAUGAGGAUGGAAGAAGAGAAGAAGAAAAUGGAGGAGAAAAAAAGGCUAAUAGAUGAGGAAAAAAUAACAAAAAAGAAACUGAUGGAAGAGGAAGAGAGAAGAAAGAAAGAAGAAAAGGGCCUUUUGCUGCAGAAGGACAAUUUGCACAACAGGAAAAUGAGGGAGGAAGAGAAGAGAAAAUCUGGAGCUGUCAUCGUUACAGAAGACAACAAGUCAGAUGAGGACAAAGAGAAAAUGAAGUACUCUUCUCCUGUUUUCAAACAGUCCCAUACAUCACUUCCUGCUCCACCGCUGUCACAUGACCCACAGCUGGUGGCUUCAUCACUUAGUAAAGCAAACUCUGCUUCCGAUGAGCGUCUGAGGCUACCCUCUGUCAUGAAGGAAAGCUCACUGUCAAAAACUAAAAUUCAAGAAAAGAAAACAUCCUUCACAGGUUUAUGUUCUCCACCUGACAUCCAUUCAGGCACCACUGCUCAGCUGAGUUCUCAAAACAAAACAAUGACUUUAGAGGUCUUGACAUGCACACCACCUCCACAGAGGUCAUCUGAUGCAGAGACUCCUCUGUGGAAAGUGCUAGAAGAGACCAGUGGGACAGAUUUACCUGAAAAAGGCUCUGCCAAGGAUGGUGCAAAACCUUUGUGCAGAGGCUCAUCCAGAGAAGAUGCAGGUGAGACGGACAUUCUUGUGAGACAGGAUCACCAACUGAAACCAGAUCCAGAAAUGCAUCCAGCUGUGAUGCGACUCAGCUCACCGCUUGCACAACAGGAGCCUAAAAAGCCAGAGAACCCCAGUGUGCAACCAGUAACCUCUCCUGAACAUUCCCUUGAACCAUCUGGUGAUCAGACAGUCCAUGUGUUGGACCCACUUGUGCCUUCAAAACCAGGACCAGAACUCCAGGAGGAACAAAACCACCAAUCGUCCAAACCAAAACGGGAGGGAGCGGAUGAGAAGGAACCAGUGAAUGCUGUUGAUGAGGGUCUGGAGAGUUUAAUGAUCACAGAGGAGCCAGUGUGUGAGGCAGAGAAGAACCUGUGGGCGGCUGUGGAGGAGACCACAACAGAGCUGGGAGCAGAAAAGAGGAUGGAAAGCUGCGGAGCGAAAGAGGAAGAAGAAGGUGUAAAAGGGGGUGCUGAGAAAUGUACACAUGCAGAGGCAGAUGAGUGUGUUUCUGAGCAGCAGGAGGAGGAAGCUGCUGGCUUCAUGUCAGCAGUAGUUGGGCUUUUAUACAGAGGCUACGGGACGAUCGUCUCUAUACUCCACACGACUGGAUCCAUUGAUACAGUUCAUUCUCAGUCUUCUGCAGACCAUUUAUCCACUUUUCCAGAUGAUGAGGCCCAGCUGAGCUUACAUAAAGUAGAUAAAGUGACGUUUUGUUCGUCUGAGCCAAUUGAUGAUCAUCUGAGCAUUUCCCCACCCAAGAUUUUCUCUGAUGCAGCAGAAAGUCAGAAUGUUUUGGGAGAUAAAGUCUGUGAAACAGAAUUAUCUCAAAAACAACAUGCAGUGCAGGAGGUGAGUUUGGUGGCAAGUCUGAGACUUGCAGCUGUUGAACAGGAGAAGGAAAGAGAAAAGAAGAUGGAGAGAAGGGAAAGAGAAGUGAUGGAACACACUAAAAAUGCCCAAUGUGAGAAAAGAGAGAGAGGGGAAAGAGAAGAAGAAGAAGAAGAGAAGAUACGACAUGAAAGGCUGGAAAUGGAAGAAGCAGCGAAAAAAGCGAAGGGUGGAUUGGAGAAGGAAAUAGAAAUAAAGAAGCAGGAGGGAGAGAAAGAGAAGGAUCAGCAGGGGAGUGAAAAGGAGAGAAAGAGGAUGGAAAAGGUGAGAGAGGAUCAUGAGAACAAACGAGAAGACGGGGUAAAGGCAGAGACAGCUGUAAAGCUACAGGAGAACAUUUCUGAAGAGAAUAAAAUCCAAGAGGAAAAAAAUAAAGUAGAGGAGACACCUCCUUCUUUUUCAUUUGUUCCAACCACCCAGAAAGGAAAUAAGCACCAAUCAGACAUCUGGCCUCCACUGAGGGAGGCAGAUCUGGAUGCUAUUGCUUAUGAUGCACAACUACAGGAUGGAAAGUCCAAGUCUGAGCCCAAACCAGCAGGAACUGUCCCAUCCCACACUGGGACAGGAUUGGGCUCAACCAGACCUGCUAAUUCUGUCAAACCCCAAAUCUCUGUUAGUGCAGUUAAAACAGCACCAGGCAAUGCUGGUCUGAGACCAGUUAGGAAGGAUUCUGCCAAUCUAAAACACGGUGCCAUCCCAGUGUGGCUGAGAGAGGAGGAUGAAGAAGAAGUAGAGUAUGAGAAAGGACAGGAAGAUCUUGGCUCCAUCUGGCUGGCUGAGCUAUACAUGGAAGGGGAAGCAGGCCCAGAACGUCCACCUCUUGCUGUAUCACGGAUGUCCUCUGCAUCCCAAACACGUUGCCAGAGCUCAGAUGCUAAACAGCCCGAUAAACCUGAAUCUCUUGGUGUCAAUCAAACCGACAGGCAGCGUCCUAACCAUCCUUUGCAAAUGGAGCAAGUGGUCAAACUAAAGCACAAGAAUUCACAAAAGCCACUGAUGAUAAAACAGAGUGAUGAUGUCACUAGAGGAAGAACGGUACCAAGUGGUGAAGAGGCAGAAUUUGUACAACCAUUAGUGAUGCCUGUGCCUCUUUCUCAAAAAGCAAAGAAUGAAAAAGCUGACAGUGGGCAAAAAGUCUGUAAAACACACAAUAAGACACAGGAUGAGACAAAAGUUAGUGAAGUGGAUGAGAAAACCUCCACUUUCAAGAAAGACUCAAAUGUCCCAAUGAGCUUCAGUCCACAAACAAUUAAUGUGCCCAACAAAAUCUCAAAAGUCCAACAGCUCCAAGAAGAAGAGAAACAUUUACUGACUAAAAUUAUCCAGAUGUCAGGCGACACUUCGCCUGUCUCCUGCUCUCGAGGUCUGAAACGCCUCAUUCCUGCACCUGGUGAAAUUGACUGUGAUGCCACAGAGACCGACAGUGGUAAAGAUGUCCCAACUGACCUUUCUGAUCUGAGUCAGCUCCCUAUUGUGGCCUGCUUUGAUGCCCAGCAGGACAUAACACUAAAUGACACAGAAGACCCUUUUGGACAGAACAAAGUAUUCAAACAGCAGUCUUCGGACCUCCCUGAUGGUGGAAAGAACAAACAACCAUCCCAUACAAAAGACACCAUGGUUUCCUCCCAUCAUUUUGAGAUUAAGACUUCUUGGCUUCCUACGUUAGCAGAGGAAGAAGCUUCUGAGGUUAAGAUUGCUGAUCCUGUGCCAACUUUCAGAGAGGAGGCUGAUGGAACAGAUGACACAUCUGAUGACCUUGUCAACUCCAGCCAGUCACUCCUGGAGUGGUGUCAGAGCAUCACCAACAAGUACCAGGGCGUAAAGGUCACAAACUUCAACACGUCCUGGAGAAACGGCCUGGCUUUCUGUGCCAUACUGCACCACUUCCAUCCAGACAAAAUAGAUUUUGACCAGUUGGACUCUCAUAAUAUCAGGCUCAACAAUAAGAAGGCUUUUGAUGAGUUUGAGUCUCUGGGCAUUUCUCGUCUCUUGGAGCCGUCCGACAUGGUCCUUCUGCCAAUCCCUGACAGGCUCAUAGUUAUGACUUACCUCAGCCAGAUUCGCUCACACUUCACCAACCAGGAGCUGAGUGUGCUGCAGAUAGAGCACAACAGCAGUCAGUCCAGCUAUGGCCUGGCCCACGCCGGUCCCACCAGCGUCGAUGCUGCAGCUUUCUGCAUGGCCAGGCUGAACGAAGGCAUGAGUCUGGAGGAAGGAGGGAGCAGCACGCUGGUCGUUCCACCGCCCAGGACGAAACGAGCUGUUAAAGAUCAGUCAAUAAUCCCAGUGCCACCCCCAAGAUUGAUCACCAAACCAGGAAAAUCUGGACAGGCAGAAGAUUCAAAGAUAAACUCAACAACAGAGUUGCAGAGUUUAGCUGAGCCUCCUAAACAAGAGCAAGAAACAAUGUGCCUGCAGGACACCAGCCAGUAUGUGUUGAGUGAGCUGGCAGCACUGGAAACAGAGCAGAAGCACAUCGACAGCAGAGCUGCUGUGGUGGAGAAACGACUGCGAAGCCUCAUGGAGACGGGGAGUGACCGUGACGAAGAGGAGAGACUGAUUCAGGAGUGGUUCACUUUGGUGAACAAAAAGAACGCUCUGAUACGCCGACAAGACAACUUGGAGCUACUACAAGAGGAGCAGGAUCUGGAGAGAAGAUUUGAGCUUCUCACCAGAGAACUGCGGGUCAUAAUGGCUAUUGAAGACUGGCAGAAGUCUUCUGCUCAGCAGCAGAGGGAGCAGCUGCUCCUCCAGGAGCUGGUGUCAUUGGUCAACCAGCGAGAUGAGAUCAUCAGAGACAUCGAUGCCAAAGAGAGAAUUGCACUGGAAGAGGACGAGAGAUUGGAGCGAGGUUUAGAGAUGAGGAGGAGAAAAUACAGCAACAAAGACAAAUGUGUGUUGCAGUAAAAGAUCUUCCUUCAUAAGAGACUUUUAAAAAUCUAUCAGGACACUGGAGCUUUAUAUUUUCUACUAUUUUUUUUCCAAGAGAUUUGCCUUUAUUCUGAGGCCGUAAACUUUGUGUUCCUCAAAAGUAUCACAUUUGAUUUUUUUCCCCCUAAUGUAAUGGAAUUUAAUUAAUUUUUCACCUGUUUUUGUUUAUUUAAAUAAUGCAUCAGUUUGUCGGUCAUUUAAAGCACCUAUUCCCUGUGUGUGUGUGUGUGUGUGUGUGUGUGUGUGUGUGUGUGUGUGUGUGUGUGUGUGUGUGUGUGUGUGUGUGUGUGUGUGUGUGUGUGUGUGUGUGUGUUAUCAUGGACGUUAUUUAAUAUUCAAACUCUGGUUUUCUUUGUAUUCUGUGCAUUGAGGAGACAUAUUUUCUAAGCCAAGGCCUUAAAACUGAGGUAUUAUAGGAAAGUAUUCACUAUUGUUCAAGUUCUGAGCACGUACAAAGAUUUGUUGUUCUGCAGGAGAUGCUAUUCAUUUUCCACACCAAAGAAAUUAUGAAAAUGUCCAGACAUUUCACAAAAUAUGUCAUCGAGCUGGACUCAAUCUCAAAAGACUGUUAGUGCAGCAGAACAAUGUAAAAUGUUUUAUUUUGAAGAAUAAGUAUUCCCUUUGUUUCUUUAUUGCUGGACUAAUGUGUGCAUGCUUUAAAACGUGUGCUAAUCGGUACCCAUGAUGACAAGGCUGAUGAAUGUCUGUAUUUAUAACAUUAUUUUGGUGAAGGAGAAUAAAAAUAUGAUAGAAGUAAUAAAUAUUGGUUUGUUGCUUUGA